Molecule: messenger RNA, 1653 nt
Organism: Microdochium trichocladiopsis
Lineage: Eukaryota; Fungi; Ascomycota; Sordariomycetes; Xylariales; Microdochiaceae
Exons: 3
Coding region: 218-1480 (420 amino acids)
Biological process (GO): L-phenylalanine catabolic process; homogentisate catabolic process; L-tyrosine catabolic process
Molecular function (GO): fumarylacetoacetase activity
Source: RefSeq, a predicted model, not a curated record
ACCGAGCCGGGUCGGCGAUGCUUUCCCCCGCCAGCCGAUGACGACGUCGGCCUUUAAUUCAGCCCGAUCUGUAGGGUGAGCGUGGCAGUAUGCCUCUUGCGAAAGAUCGUAUUCUUGUUUGUCGACUUGUAAUCUUGUCCAGUGAUCGUCAGCUUUCUAUUCCUUAGUGCGCAAGCUUCGUUUGGCCACAUCCGCACGAAACCAUAACAGAAGGACAAUGUCGGACCCCAACUACGCCUCCCACUUUUCAGAGCGCAACAUUCCCUUUGGAAUCGGCUCUUCCGCUCAGUUCACAAGUCCGCAGGCCGUCACGCGCCUGGAAAACACCGUCAUCUCUCUGAGUGCUCUGCACAGGCAUGGCUUUUUCAAGGACAUUGCGGCGGCACAACUGCCCGAGAGCGCCCUCAACAGCUCCACCCUGAACGAGUUCGCUGCUCUGCCCAAGAGCACGCACAGAGCCGUCCAGGCUGCCAUCCGCGAGGCGUACACGCAAAAGGGCUUUGACGCGUUCCCAGAAGAAGCAAAGGAGAACCUGGGCCAUGUGAAGCUGCACUUGCCAGUACAGAUCGGCGACUUUACAGACUUUUCCUGCAGUCUCGAACACGUCAAGAACGCAGGCCGCAUCGUCGUCAACAACCCCAAUCCACCGCCCGCCUUCUUCCAGUUGCCCGUCGGCUACCAGGGCCGCUGCAGCUCCAUCCUCGUCUCGGGCACCGAGAUCGAGCGGCCUAUCGGCCAGUUCCGCUCGCGACCAUCUCCGGGCUCGAACGAACCCCCCACGAUCCUCUGCGGGCCGUCCAGAGCGGUCGACUACGAGGUCGAGCUCGCGGCCAUCGUGGGCAAGCCUCUGCCCAUGCGGAAGCGGCUCAACGCAAAGGACGCGGAGGAGCACAUCUUUGGCUAUGCGCUCUUCAACGACUGGAGUGCCCGCGACAUCCAAGGGCUGGAAAUGGUGCCCCUUGGACCUCUGAACGGCAAGUCCUUUGGCACCUCCAUCUCCCCAUGGAUCGUCACCCUCGACGCCCUGCAGCCCUACAAGGCCGCCGUGCCGCAGCCCGCCCACGCACCCGGCGGCAUCCCAGCGUACCUCCAGGACCCGGACAACUCGUCCCACGACAUCACGAUCCAGGUCGAGGUUCUCUCCGGCAGCAGCGCGACGGUCACGGGCACGACCAAAGUGCAGACCAUGUACUGGACGCCCAAGCAGAUGCUGGCCCACCUCGCUAGCAGCGGCAGUGCCCUACGAACGGGCGACGUCGCGGCGACCGGCACGGUCAGUGGUGAGACACGAGAGAGCUUGGGCAGUCUGUUGGAGGUGACCAAGGGUGGCACGGAUCCUAUAAAGCUGGUGGAUGGCACCGAGAGGGGUUACUUGCAAGACGGGGACUCGGUCCGGCUGGUCGGCUGGGCUGGUAGUAAAGAUAGCGGCGUCGGAUUCGGCGAGUGUAUCGGUGAGCUGCUUGCCGCGAGGCCUUUAUGAUGCCUCCCAUGGGCUUCGAAUUCCUAGCAUAUGCAUUCACCUCCUCCAAGCGCUGAGCAGAAGUCUUGGAAUCGACACUGGAUGGGAGCAUCACUCUGUGCAUACACCAGAGACAGCACCAAUGAUCUAGAACUGAUCGCAUUCUAAAAGGAGAGAUAUAAAGAUCCAUGCUC